Catharus ustulatus (Swainson's thrush) is the source of this 2924-nucleotide messenger RNA. RefSeq names its product chromosome 25 C1orf116 homolog (gene C25H1orf116). Lineage: Eukaryota; Metazoa; Chordata; Aves; Passeriformes; Turdidae. The coding region runs from base 1390 to 2712 and encodes 440 amino acids. The transcript is spliced from 4 exons. The record is from RefSeq and is a predicted model, not a curated record.
CUUCUGUGGAGCAGGGAACGUGUGUGGCAACGCAGCCUUUUGCUAAAAAUACAAAUUAAAGAAGGAAGAAAAAAAAAAUAAAUCAUUGGAGAGUUGAAAUGUGAAUGAAUCCGGCAGCUGUGUCAGGCCUGGAAAUUUCCUGCAGGGUGUUUGCAGAUUUGAGCAGCACCUUGUCAAGCAGGUACAAGUCCAUGCUGUGUGGGGAAUGGCCCAAGCGUUGUUCAGCAGCAGGAAAAGCUCUGAUUUUAAUGUCAGAGCCCAUAUUCCGAGUGAAAAGCAGGCCCUGCUGUUCUGUGCCACCACCCGAGCUGGGGCUCGGUGUCACCUGUGCAGGGUGGGGACAUUGGGCCCCUGUGUGAGGCAGCAGAGGUGGCACCCACAACUCAGAGCUGCUGCAGAAAUGCCCCAGCAGAGCUUCUGAGGAGGUGUCAGUGUGAAGAGGAGUCUGAUGGGCAUCUCGGCGGGCUUCAGCUUCCAGCAGAGCUCCAGAACUGCCUGGGGAAGGAAUCCCCAGUGCUGGAAGGAGCUGCAGAGGCUUUUGGUGCUCACAGGGAACGGUGCCAAGUGGGGCAAAAGCAGCUGCAGGUCGGGACAGGCAGGCUUGGAGCUGCACAGACCAUCCUGCAGCACGUCCAUAAAUCUGUGCUGAAGCUCCCAAACCCUUCCUGCCUGUCUUUACAACCUCCUUCCUUCGCAGGCAGCAAACUUUUGGCCUCUGGGAAGCUGUGCUGAAAUACAAGCACCAACCUGCCCAGCCCAGGCUGCUUUCAGAGCCGAGCAGGAGGCAGCUCCCAGCUCCCAGCCCGAGCUGUGACAUCCCUGCCCAAAGCACCUGAGAGCACAAACCUGCUGAGGGUGACGCUGCUGCCUGCGAACGCCCAGCCUGGGACGUAAUUAUUGUGUGUGCAGGGCUGGGGUCAGGGCUCAGCUCCGCUGUCAGCCAGCAGCUAUGCGGCAGAACAGGAUGUCGGAUUAAGGAGUCCCCAAAGCCGUGCCCAGGACAGCAGGGGACAGCAGGGAAGUGAAGGAGCUGGGUGGCACCGGGCACUGCCAGCUCACAGCAGCGCUGCCAGCGCAGCAGCCACGAGCCAGAGCUCGCUCGGAGCCUUCGAGGGGCUCAGGAACAGCAGGGAAGUGCCUGGCAGGGCUGCAGGAUGAGCUGGCUGCAGGUGAGGGGCCAGGGAUCACCUGCCAGGACGUAGCUGAGCACCCACCUGGGCAGCACAGCCUUAUCUGCAGUUAAUGUGUAACCUGGCUGUGUUUGGUUAGCCCAGAAAAGCAAAGAAGUCCUGGGAUAGGCACGGCCGGGACGAGGAAUUGGGCAGCACGGAGCCACGGACGGCCUGCCGGGAUAUUCCCCCCGUGGCAGCCUCCAGGGCAGCCCGUGCUAUGCCUAGGAAGGAGCUGGGGAUGGCUGGCUGCAACUCUGGCAGCUGUGACAGCAUGGCCAGCACAGCCUCCAACCACUCACAGCGGAGUGACAACAGCUAUGACUAUUUAUCUGUGGAAGAGAAGGAGUGUUUGAUGUUCCUGGAGGAAACCAUUGGUUCCCUGGAUGCAGAGGGGGACAGUGGGGUCUCCACAGACGACACCGACUCCGGGGAGCCCCCCAAGCCCAGGAAAGGCCCCGUGCCCCGGGAUGUGGGGAGCAGGACUCCCCCUGCGCGGGAGCGGCCGCGCGGGGCUCAGCAGAGCCGGGCCCAGAGCAGCGCGGCCUCCUCCAGCUCAGCCCCAAACCCCAGCACCAUCCCUGCAGCCAACAGAGCUUCUGCCAGCUCAGGAAACAUCCCAGCAGGAAUUCCUGCCCAGGAGGUGCCCAGGGAGGCCAGGCUGGAGCACACCAGCACGGGCAGCCACACAAGGCCGGGGAUGACCCAACCUCCAGACCCCUUCCAGGGUGACCUGGAGUGGUCACGCAGCUCCCACGGCAGGGAGAGCAAGGUUCGGACUUUGUGGGGCCUGGAGGAGCCCCCUCAGGACCCCGAUGCCAAGCGAGGGCCCCCAACCGCCCCCAAACCGCGGAAGCUGCCCCCCAACAUCAUCCUGAAGAGCGGCAGGAGCGGCGCCACGCCGCUGGGCCCCGAGCACGGCCACAAGGGGAGAGCAGCCCCUGCACCCUCAGCCAGCCCUCAGGCCAGCCCUGGCAGUGACAGCGCUGCUGAGAAGGGCAGUUCAGGCCCUCUGGACCCCAAGGAGAAGGAGAAAGCGCGAAGGGAGGCCCUGGAGAAGCUGGGGCUGUCCCAGGAUGGGAGGGAGCCCAGCACCCACCUCCAUCCCCACCCCAGGGAGACGCCGCUCCCCAUCCCUGGGCAGCCUGGCCAGGCCUCCACGCCGGGGAUGCGGCACAUGGCCUUCAAAUCCAACACCCUGGAGCGCUCCGGGGUGGGGCUGGGCAGCUCCAUGGGCACCCCCAAGGAGCAGAGCUCCAGGAGCAGCAGCAGCUCCCUGGGCAAGAUGUCCUUCCUGGAGCGCCUGGCCCCCGGCUUCCUGCGCGCCGGCCGCCCCCGGCCCGCGUCCCUCGGCGCAGGGAAGGACUUUGCCGGCCUGAAGGAGCAGGAGGAGCAGGACAAGAGCAACAAGAGGAGAUCCCACCCUCUGUCCAGCUUCCCCAGGCCGCCACGCUCUGCUGUGAGCGUGAAGAUCUCCCCGAAGGGCGCGGCCGAUGAGAACCGGCGCGAGGCGCUCAAGAAGUUGGGGCUGCUGAAGGAGUAGCUGGUGGGAAAGGGGAUUUUCACCCCAAAUCCAGCAGCCUGCGCUGCCUGGCCUUGGGCACGAGCAUCUGCUGCCAUCUCCUGCCCCACAGCCUCGGGAGAGGCGUGGGGAGCUUCACACCAAAUAAAGAACGCGGCGUGUACAGAACAUUUUGUGUAUAGCAGGUGUACACUUAAAUGCUUAAGAGAGGAAAAAAAGGGGGGCAAAGUUAA